This is a messenger RNA of Protopolystoma xenopodis, 489 nucleotides long. The record is from the annotation of a GenBank genome assembly. Lineage: Eukaryota; Metazoa; Platyhelminthes; Monogenea; Polystomatidea; Polystomatidae.
AUGGCGAUCACUCUUGUUGUUGACAAGUCGGCGUCACAGCGAGCAAGGCAGACCUCGUCGACUCAAAACGGUGUUGGUCGUCUUUGCCCACGUCUCAAGUCUGCCUCUUUGGGCGGGGGCGGAAGCGGGGGCGAAUGGGAAGCGGGUCGACGCGAAGGAGGGCUUGGGGUCGUUCGCCUCGCAACCAGUUUGUUGGGGAAAGCAACAAUCUUGCGAAUGGCUCGCCUCGAAUUGGACACGGCUGUAGAUGGGCCUCACCAAACCGCUAAUGAUCCAUCCCAUCCAUUUACCCAUCCAUCCCUCUCUUCAUCAAUCCAACUACCGUUGAUAUCAGUCAUCCAUUCGUCCAUCCAUCCCCCCACUCAUCUGAUCAUCCGCCUCUCCACUAAAAAAUCAACCACUCCUCCACACAUUCAUCCCUCUCUCCUUCAAUCCGUUUAUCAUUUAGUCCAUUUAUCCACUCGUUUGUCCAUACCCACCAACCACUAA